CCGAUCAGCUUCAGUGGAAGAAAGAGCGUAGCAAUAUUAUCAGAGGGUCAAAUUCUGGAGCACGCCCCAGCGCCGCGAGGACACCAGGUAUACUCCCUGAAGAAAUUCAAGAAAAGAAGCAUCAUGGAAUGCGAACAAAAGUAAGGAGACAUACCCGAAGCAAUUUGCCCCACCUCCGUUCAACCGAGCGACGUGACGGCGAACCGUCAGGGAUGGAAAAAAUAGUCUUCGCCGACACAAGAGCAAGCCCCAUUGAGUUGACCAAUGCAAUAUGAAUUGCAGGCAAUCGCAUAACUUUGUCUAUGAGCAACGAUGCUCGCCUCGAGCCAACCAAGGCACUCAGACAACGGGAUCGCUCAUAUCUUCGCGACCCCGCGUCCUUGCCCCUUGCGGGGCAGAGCACCUCGAUUGUCCAAGAACGAGCUGCAGAUUCGGUCGAAGGAGAGGGCGACUGCUACCACGAAGGAUGAGCGCGUGCCUCCGGGCCCUUGACCGCGUCCAUGCAUGGUCCGAGGAUUCUGACUUGCUUAACGCCAGACGCUUUCCAGUACGGACGGGACAGUAAAUCUGCGUCUCCGGGGACUUUGCCCACAGCGGAAGAUGAGAGCGUCAGGGAGCUCUGCGUUCGGGAGCUGCGAUGGCGAUUCUUC
Molecule: messenger RNA, 650 nt
Organism: Punctularia strigosozonata HHB-11173 SS5
Lineage: Eukaryota; Fungi; Basidiomycota; Agaricomycetes; Corticiales; Punctulariaceae
Exons: 1
Coding region: 272-565 (97 amino acids)
Source: RefSeq, a predicted model, not a curated record